UCUGACGACAGCAGAAGUGAAGUGACCAGCAAUCCCUAAUUUCGCCUCAAAAACAAAAACCCAAUCCUUGGUCGUUAAAAUCUUCACCUUCUUCAUCGGUUGCCAAAUCGGAGAUGGCGACUUCUAUGGUCUCUCCUCUUACUCCACAGCUCAACAACGAAGCUCUCUGUUCCAAGUCUGUGCUUCGCAACUCACCCUUCAUGUCGGGAUCUACUAAGCUCUUCUCCUCGAACAUGCCUUGCUCUUCUGUCCCUCAACGCACAAGAAGAUCACACUGCUUCGCUUCUGCUAAAAACAUGAGCUUUGACCACAUCCCCAAGCAGUUUCGAGGAGACAAUCUCAAAGAUGGAGUGAUGCAAAACUUCAAGAAUGUACCGCAAUACUUCUACGGGCUUAAUCCAGCUCAAAUGGAUAUGUUCAUGACCGAGGAUAGCCCUGUCCGUAGGCAAGCGGAAAAAGUUACCGAGGAAAGCAUCUCGUCUAGAAGAAAUUAUUUAGACAAUGGAGGGACAUGGAGUAUGUCUGGUAUGAAUGUAGCAGAUCCUAGAAGAUAUAGCAUGAGUGUCCAAAUGUACAGAGGUGGAGGAGGCGGCGGUGGAGGAUCUGCAAGACCAAGAACUGCUCCUCCAGAUUUGCCUUCUUUGCUCUUGGAUGCUAGGAUCUGCUAUCUUGGCAUGCCUAUUGUUCCUGCAGUUACUGAGUUACUCGUUGCACAGUUUAUGUGGUUAGACUAUGAUAACCCAGCAAAGCCCAUCUACCUAUACAUAAACUCACCUGGGACUCAGAAUGAGAAGAUGGAGACUGUUGGGUCAGAAACAGAGGCUUAUGCCAUAGCUGACACCAUUUCUUAUUGCAAAUCAGAUGUAUACACAAUCAAUUGUGGAAUGGCUUUUGGUCAAGCAGCAAUGCUUCUUUCUCUUGGUAAAAAGGGUUAUCGUGCCGUACAACCACAUUCAUCAACAAAACUAUAUCUGCCAAAAGUAAACAGAUCGAGUGGAGCUGCCAUAGAUAUGUGGAUAAAGGCCAAGGAACUUGAUGCAAAUACUGAGUAUUACAUCGAGCUGUUAGCUAAGGGAACAUGUAAAUCUAAAGAGCAGAUCAACGAGGACAUCAAGCGACCGAAAUAUCUCCAAGCACAAGCAGCCAUUGACUAUGGAGUCGCAGACAAGAUAGCUGACUCUCAGGAUAGUUCCUUUGAGAAACGGGAUUACGAUGGGUCUCUUGCCCAGAGAGCCAUGGGAAGACCUGGAGGAGGCAAUCCAACAGCUUCAGCAGGACUUAGAUGAUCAGUUAAUUCACACUUACAAAUGUUUGAAUCUCAAUUUGCUUAGUCACUCUGGAAUAUGUAGCUGUUACAGUCUGUAAGCAAACACGUGUAGUAUUAACAUACAAAAGUGUUGGCAAAAAGGAUUUUUUUUUUCCUGUU
Raphanus sativus (radish) is the source of this 1426-nucleotide messenger RNA. Its product is annotated as ATP-dependent Clp protease proteolytic subunit-related protein 1, chloroplastic. NCBI's taxonomy places the organism in Eukaryota, Viridiplantae, Streptophyta, Magnoliopsida, Brassicales, Brassicaceae. Gene Ontology annotation, biological process: protein quality control for misfolded or incompletely synthesized proteins. Gene Ontology annotation, molecular function: serine-type endopeptidase activity; ATP-dependent peptidase activity; ATPase binding. Gene Ontology annotation, cellular component: endopeptidase Clp complex. The transcript has 9 exons. The record is from RefSeq and is a predicted model, not a curated record. The coding region runs from base 114 to 1286 and encodes 390 amino acids.